AUUUAGUUUUUUGAGGGCAACUGGAAUAAGUAAAAGGAUAUGAGAGAUCCAGACAGCAAUACAUGGUUAGAUCCAGAAGGAGGCGGUAAUGCAACUAAAAAGGAUGCCAACUGCCGUAAAACACCAAAGAAGAAGAAGAAGACGAUACCGGAAACUAGUUGGAGAUCGUGAGAGGGGCGGAACUGGAAUAGUAAGGCAGCUGAGAGAAGUAGCCACGGAGAGAAGUUACCAACGAAUUUGAGUAAUCGGCAUAAAGAACGGAAUACAAAGAACAAAAAAUUUUCUCGCCUAAUACUGGAAAUUUAAGGUCCUCUCGCCUCUGUGCUCCGGCCCACUUCUCUCCCCCUGUCCUGUCCCCAUUUUCACUUUGUUUGAGUGAGUGAGGCACAGUGUAACUGGUUGUGUGUGUGCGUGUGUACGUCUGUGUGUCUGUGUAUGUAUGAGAGUGUGUGUGAGUGCAUCUGUUUGAAAGCUCGUGUGUUUGUGUGUGUGUGAGUGUGCACACAUCUGUCUGUCCUGGUGAGAGCUACGGUGUCUGGAAGUUGAAUUGUGUACCGUGAUCAUGGGAGAUAUCAGCGACCUGGACCGACAGAUUGACCAGCUGCGAAGGUGUGAGCUCAUCAAAGAAAAUGAGGUCAAAGCUCUGUGUGCCAAAGCCAGGGAGAUUCUGGUGGAGGAGAGCAAUGUCCAGCGCGUUGAUUCUCCAGUCACGGUCUGUGGAGAUAUCCACGGGCAGUUUUACGACCUGAAGGAAUUAUUCAGAGUAGGGGGCGAUGUUCCUGAGACAAACUACCUUUUCAUGGGUGACUUUGUGGACCGAGGGUUCUACAGCGUGGAGACUUUCCUGCUGCUUCUCGCCUUGAAGGUGCGCUACCCUGACAGAAUUACACUGAUCCGGGGGAACCACGAGUCCCGGCAGAUCACGCAGGUGUACGGCUUUUACGACGAGUGCCUGAGGAAGUACGGCUCGGUGACGGUGUGGAGAUACUGCACCGAGAUCUUCGACUACCUGUCCCUCUCCGCCAUCAUCGAUGGGAAGAUCUUCUGCGUUCACGGCGGCCUGUCCCCCUCCAUCCAGACCCUGGACCAGAUCCGGACCAUCGACCGGAAGCAGGAGGUCCCGCACGACGGGCCCAUGUGUGACCUGCUGUGGUCGGACCCCGAGGACACCACGGGGUGGGGGGUGAGCCCCCGGGGCGCGGGGUACCUGUUUGGCAGCGACGUGGUGGCCCAGUUCAACGCGGCCAACGACAUCGACAUGAUCUGCCGGGCCCACCAGCUGGUCAUGGAAGGCUACAAGUGGCACUUCAACGAGACCGUGCUGACCGUGUGGUCGGCCCCGAACUACUGCUACAGGUGUGGAAACGUGGCGGCCAUCUUGGAGCUGGACGAACACCUCCAGAAAGAGUUCAUCAUAUUCGAAGCAGCCCCACAGGAAACGAGGGGCAUCCCCUCCAAAAAGCCAGUGGCUGACUACUUCCUGUGACACCCCCCUCCCCCCACACCGUCCCACCACUGUGUCUACUCAAACUGUACCGGACUGCACUCUGAUUGGUUACUCUGGAGACCAUCUUUUACACCCUACCACGUCCCCAUCAGCUAAAACAGGGAUGCCCUCUUCCUCUUCUCUUUUUCCUUUUUGUUUCUUUCUACAUAUCGUUCUUUCUCCUACUUUUUCUUUUCUCUUUCCUGCUGUUGUAAAGUCAUGCUGGCAGUAUGCCCCCUGUGUGUGUGUGUACUCCCUACCACUGGCAGUAUACCCCUGUGCGUGUGUACUCCCUACCGCUGGCAGUAUAAGCCUGUGUGUACUUCCUAUCGCUGGGCAGUAUUCCCCGUGUGUGUGUGUGUGUGUAGUCCCUGCGACUGGGCAGGAUAACCCUGGUGUGUGUGCGUGCGUGUGCGUGCAUAGUAGGCAGGAUAACCCUGGUGUGUGUGCGUGUAUGUACUCCCUGCAACUGGGCAGUAUAACCCUGUGUGUAUGUGCUCCCUACCGCUGAUUCUGUUAAAUAGAACCGGUCAUUUUGUAGGUUGAGCACAGGCUGUGGGGGUUUCAUGGAAUUAGGACCUGGGUCCACAUUUGAGCAACGUCCGAGUUGCGCCCUGGAAAGGAAGCCGUUUCUGUAUGCAUUAUGAAUUUUUCCCCAAACAGAACGUGCUUUUUCCAUGAUCUGUAUUUUUUAUAAAUCUGUGAAGGAAACUAUGGACAAUACUUUGUUUGGCGGGUUUCUGUUUCUGUCCUUUACGACUGUACUUGCCUGUUGCUCAACGUGUGUGUUAAUGGGGCUGAUCCGCUGCUCAACGUGUGUUAAUGGGGCUGAUCCUCUGCUCAACGUGUGUUAAUGGGGCUGAUCCGCUGCUCAACGUGUGUUAAUGGGGCUGAUCCGCUGCUCAACACGCACGUUAAUGGGGCUGAUCAGCUGCUCACGUGUGUUAAUGGGGCUGAUCCGCUGCUCAACCUGCGCGUUAAUGGGGCUGAUCCGCUGCUCAACGUGUGUGUUAAUGGGGCUGAUCCUCUGCUCAACGUGUGUUAAUGGGGCUGAUCCGCUGCUCAACGUGUGUUAAUGGGGCUGAUCCGCUGCUCAACACGCACGUUAAUGGGGCUGAUCAGCUGCUCACAUGUGUGUUAAUGGGGCUGAUCUGCUGCUCAACCUGCGCGUUAAUGGGGCUGAUCCGCUGCUCAACGUGUGUUAAUGGGGCUGAUCCGCUGCUCAACGUGUGUUAAUGGGGCUGAUCCGCUGCUCAACGUGUGUUAAUGGGGCUGAUCCGCUGCUCAACAUGUGUGUUAAUGGGGCUCAUCCGCUGCUCAACACGCACAUUAAUGGGGCUGAUCCGCUGCUCAACGUGUGCGUUAAUGGGGCUGAUCCACUGGUCAGCGCAUUCGUUAUGAGGACUGAUCCGCUGCUCAAUGCACGCGUGUUAAUCGGACUGAUCCGUGGCAGUGGAACUGCUGUAGAGCUGCAGAGUAUCGCUGUUCCGAGGACUGGAGUCCGUUGGGUACAGACCAAACUGAUCCUUUCUUUUAGUGCAGUCUGUCUGACCAAUCUCUCUGUAGGAUUUACUGUUGAAUUUUAUUACUGAUCUGUGAAAAUAAAACUUUUGUAUCAAGCCA
This is a messenger RNA of Anguilla rostrata (American eel), 3109 nucleotides long. RefSeq names its product serine/threonine-protein phosphatase 4 catalytic subunit B. The record is from RefSeq and is a predicted model, not a curated record. Bases 563 to 1486 code for a protein of 307 amino acids. Gene Ontology annotation, molecular function: protein serine/threonine phosphatase activity. The transcript has 9 exons. Gene Ontology annotation, biological process: double-strand break repair via homologous recombination. Gene Ontology annotation, cellular component: cytoplasm; nucleus. Lineage: Eukaryota; Metazoa; Chordata; Actinopteri; Anguilliformes; Anguillidae.